Messenger RNA from Otolemur garnettii (small-eared galago), 1602 nucleotides. It is a transcript of the gene HOXB2, whose product is annotated as homeobox B2. The record is from RefSeq and is a predicted model, not a curated record. The transcript is spliced from 2 exons. NCBI's taxonomy places the organism in Eukaryota, Metazoa, Chordata, Mammalia, Primates, Galagidae. Gene Ontology annotation, biological process: regulation of DNA-templated transcription. Gene Ontology annotation, molecular function: DNA-binding transcription factor activity, RNA polymerase II-specific; DNA binding. Bases 122 to 1192 code for a protein of 356 amino acids.
AAUCUCCUCCUCCCAAAAUCGCUCCAUCACAUAAACCUGGGGGGGGCAGGAGGGGGGGUCCCUUCCGAUCCUCCCUCCUGACGCCCCCCCCAGCAGGCCCCCUCCCCCACCAUUGAAAGCCAUGAAUUUUGAAUUUGAGAGGGAGAUUGGGUUUAUAAACAGCCAGCCAUCGCUCGCCGAGUGUCUGACUUCCUUCCCCGCUGUCUUGGAGACAUUUCAAACUUCAUCAAUCAAAGAGUCGACAUUAAUUCCUCCACCUCCUCCUUUCGAGCAAACCUUCCCCAGCCUCCAGCCCGGCGCCUCCACCCUUCAGAGACCCGGGAGCCAAAAGCGAGCCGAAGAUGGGCCAGCUCUACCGCCGCCACCUCCGCCGCUCCCCGCUGCCCCCCCGGCCCCCGAGUUCCCCUGGAUGAAAGAGAAGAAAUCCGCCAAGAAACCCAGCCAAUCCUCCACGUCUCCUUCCCCGGCCGCCUCCUCCGUCCCGGCCUCCGGGGUCGGAUCGCCUGCAGAUGGCCCGGGACCGCCGGAGGCUGGAGGCGGUGGGGCGCGUAGGCUGCGUACGGCUUACACUAACACGCAGCUGCUGGAGCUGGAGAAGGAAUUCCACUUUAACAAGUACCUGUGCCGUCCGCGCCGCGUGGAGAUCGCGGCCUUGCUGGACCUCACUGAGAGGCAGGUCAAAGUCUGGUUCCAGAACCGGCGCAUGAAGCACAAGCGGCAAACGCAGCACCGAGAGCCGCCUGACGGGGAGGCAGCUUGUCCUGGCGCCCUGGAGGACACAGGAGACCCUGCCGAGGAGCCCGCGGCCAGUCCAGGCGGCCCCUCCGCCUCACAGGCGGCGCAGGAAGGUUGCUCUCACCUGCCUGAGGUCACGCCGGGACCCUUGGGCGCCCCGGGUCCCCUGCCUUUUGCCGAUCGCUUGGAGGGCGCCGGCAAGCCGAGCUCCGGCUGCACGCUGCGUGGUACGGGUGGUCUGGAGCCCGGACUAUUGCCAGAAGACGCCUUCCCAGAGCGGCAGGAUUCGCCUUUCCUGCCCGACCUCAACUUCUUCGCGGCCGACUCCUGUUUUCAGCUGUCGGGAGGAAUCUCCUCCAGCCUACAGGGUUCGCUUGACAGCCCUGUCCCCUUUUGUGAGGAAGAUCUGGACUUCUUCACCAGCACACUCUGUGCCAUCGACCUACAGUUUCCUUAACCCGUUUCUUCCUCCCGGCCUUUUGGACCCCUGCCCUCUUUGGCAGUCUGCUGGAAAAAUUGAGCCUCCCCUGCCCCCCCCCAGUCGUGUAGACAAGUGUUUUGCUAAAAUUCAGGUAUUAUUGAAUUAGCAUUUAAUCCACUCCCUUUUUUUCUCUUAAAAUAUUGGGCACUUGGGCCUCUCUUUCAAAUCACAUAGAAAAAUUCCGUUUGGUAGACUCCUUCCAACGAAAUCUCAGGAAUAAGUAAACUCUAGGGGGGCUUUCUUAAAACGGACAAGAGGGACUUAUUUUCCUCUUUUUUUUUUUAAGUUUUAGACUGUAGAUUAUUUAUUAAAAUUCUUUAAUAGGAAAAGGGGAAAGUAUUUAUUGUACAUUAUUUUCAUAGAUGAAAUAAAUGUCUUUAUAAUAC